Molecule: messenger RNA, 516 nt
Organism: Moesziomyces aphidis
Lineage: Eukaryota; Fungi; Basidiomycota; Ustilaginomycetes; Ustilaginales; Ustilaginaceae
Source: the annotation of a GenBank genome assembly
AUGACGCCGGGACCUGUACCAAAAUCGGCAGCAGGCGUUCGGGCAACGCGCGCCGAUCGGAGCCCGAACGAUGAACGGGUUCGGCCGACAAAAGAGCUUUUGGCCAAGGCUGGCAUCGCUUCGGAUCUGGCUCCGAAUGGCAACAAGGUUCACCGGCUCGCUCGCUCUGCUUCUGCGCUACUGUCAUCCGCUGCCUGCGCUGGCUUUCUCAUGGACACCGAGUGGCGGACCCCCAAAGCCGCGCUCUCUCGGCGUCCGGGUCGCCGUCGAUCCUCCGCCACGCCGUUGCCAGGCCGGCCGCCGCACCCCAUCCCGUUCAAUCCACCCGACAUCCGCGGUGGUGAGGGCAGCGCUGCACCGUCGGCUUCUGCUGGGCGAGCACCUCUUUUCUCCGUCUCGCAUCCCGAUCAGGAACUCUCGCUCGGUCUUACCGCCGCCCAGACGAGCACCCCUCGACUCGCUCUCGUCACUCGACCACCUCCCACCGUCACGCUCUCACACGCGCUAGCACAUUGA